GGGAGGCCGGGGGGCAACAACCAGCGGGAGCCGGUAGUCUUUGGCAUGAACUCGUGAAUUACUAAGACCAGAUACCGGUUAUAUAUUCGGCAAAUCCCCUGCUAUGUGACCAACACACUCCAUUACCAUCUAACACCCCUAUCUCCCUAUACUUUCCAAGGCAGCCAUGACCCCUUCCAUCCUGAUCGUCGGUGCCACCGGCAACACUGGCCGAGCCGUCGUCCAAACACUGCCGAAACUCCUUCAAGCACCAGGCAACCCUCUAUCCGGACACCGCAUUCUCGCCCUCACCCGCUCCCGGACGAGUCCAGCCGCAACCGAGCUCGCCAAGCUCCCCGGUGUCGAAGUGAUUGAGCAGAACUGGGUGGAAAUCACCGCCGACUGGCUGCGCAGCCACCACGUCACCAGGGCAUUCAUCGCAUCGCACAAUGCACCCAACCAAUUCGCCGAAGAGUCGACCUUCCACCUGAACGCGCUCACCGGCGGCGUGGAAUACGUCGUGCGCAUCUCGACGACGGCGGCGAAUGUCCGCCCGGAUUGUCCGGCCUACUACCCGCGCCAGCACUGGGCCAUCGAGGCCCUCUUGGCCUCGCCCGAGUAUGCCAAGCUGCAAUGGACGUCGCUGCAGCCAAACGUAUUUUCCCAGUUUGUACUGGUCCCCGCUGCGGAGCUUAUCAAGCAGUACCGCAAGACCGGCGAGCAAAGUACACUCCGCCUAAUCGUCGCUGAGGACGCACCCGUGGGGAUUAUCGACUCCAACGAGGUUGGCGUCGUUGCGGCGCAUCUCCUCGCGCAGGCGGACACCUCUGUGCACAACGGGGCCAAGUACGUCCUCAAUGGGCCAGAGGAUACCAACGGAAAGAAGAUUGUCGAGAUGGUGGAGGAGUACAUUGGUGUGCCGGUCAGGGAUGUGAGCUACAAGGAUGUUUCGUUUAUUGACAUGAUGUAUGAGCAUCAGUAUGCGGCGACCGGGCAGUCGAGGAAUGUUAUCUAUUCGAUUAAGCGGGCUCCGGAGACGUCGUGGGAGGGGCUUACGACGGCUGCUACGACUAGUAAGGAGGUUCUGCAGAUUGCUGCGCCGAAGCGGACACCUGCGGAGGUUUUGAAGACUCUCCUGCAAGGGUAAACUGGUUAUUACGAGGCUGAAACAGCAGCUUUCAUUUACAAAUGUUAGCUAUAGUGCAUGAAAUAAAUCAUCAAACCAAA
Messenger RNA from Aspergillus calidoustus, 1206 nucleotides. The record is from the annotation of a GenBank genome assembly. NCBI's taxonomy places the organism in Eukaryota, Fungi, Ascomycota, Eurotiomycetes, Eurotiales, Aspergillaceae.